GAAGAACCGCACACACGGGCAGCUUUCCGCUUGCAUCGCUCGCGACACCCCUCCCCCCCUCCGUCUACUUUUUUUCCCAUGGCGGCAGCUGCGGCGGCGAGCGGGGCGACGGCGGCGGUGGAGAGCGUGGUGGUGGUGCACAACGUGGCCAAACGGCACAACGUGGGAACGCUGGCGCGGAGUGCGACGGCCUUCGGCGUGGCGGAGGUGGUGGUGGUCGGCCGCCGCGACGUCAGCGCCUUCGGCAGCCACGGAUCCACCUCCCACCUCCGCUUCCGGCACUUCACCUCCCUCGCCACCGCCUGCGCCUACCUCAAGGACGAGAGGGGGUGUGACAUUUGCGGCGUGGAGAUCACCGACGACGCGCUGCCUGUGACGGCCCACCCGUUCCGCAGGAGCACCGCGUUCCUCUUCGGCAAUGAGGGUACAGGACUCUCACAAAAGGAGUGUGAGGUCUGUGACUUCUUCGUCUACAUCCCUCAGUAUGGUGGCGGAACUGCAUCACUCAAUGUUACCGUUGCAGCAUCGAUUGUUCUCCACCACUUCGGGGUCUGGGCUGGCUUUCCUGAAAGAGGCCGAGAAGGCAGUAAAUUUGUGGUAGCUGAGAAACCAAAGGGGCAGUCGAGGGGGCUCUACUGCUCAGAUUCAAUAGAAGACGUGAUUGAAGAGCGCAAGGCACGCAGAGAAAAUGCCUGCGAUAUAUUCGAGGAAAAUGGAAGUAGCCAUCCGCAAGAAUCAAAUGGUCUAGGAAUGAUGUUUACAGAGUAGAGUGUUUAUUCCAUCUUAUCUCUGCUUGUAAACAAGCCCCUGGAUGAUAAGGGCUUGAUAUGGUGAAUUUGCAAUACACAAGACAUGAUGUGGCACUGGUUUCUGUCUCACCAAGGGGAGGCAGAAUUUUUUACAAUUUCUUUGUUGUUCAAACAAAGCGUGAAAGGAGCAGAAGCGCAAUAUAUGCCUCCCCUAAAAAAUGACUUGUGAUAUCAGGGAUGGGAUUAAAAA
Aegilops tauschii subsp. strangulata is the source of this 999-nucleotide messenger RNA. RefSeq lists its product as uncharacterized. Gene Ontology annotation, molecular function: RNA methyltransferase activity; RNA binding. The record is from RefSeq and is a predicted model, not a curated record. Gene Ontology annotation, biological process: RNA processing. NCBI's taxonomy places the organism in Eukaryota, Viridiplantae, Streptophyta, Magnoliopsida, Poales, Poaceae.